Messenger RNA from Paramormyrops kingsleyae, 3590 nucleotides. It is a transcript of the gene hapln1b, whose product is annotated as hyaluronan and proteoglycan link protein 1b. Gene Ontology annotation, molecular function: hyaluronic acid binding. Gene Ontology annotation, biological process: cell adhesion; skeletal system development; glial cell differentiation. NCBI's taxonomy places the organism in Eukaryota, Metazoa, Chordata, Actinopteri, Osteoglossiformes, Mormyridae. Gene Ontology annotation, cellular component: perineuronal net; synapse. The record is from RefSeq and is a predicted model, not a curated record.
UUUACCUUUUAUUAAGUUACCGUUUGGUUGUAUUUGUCAUUAUUUUGUCAUCAGAGCGUCUAGUGUACAGUAUAUAUAUAUUUCGCAGUAUUCCCAUCUGCAGACUGAGACACCACCCGCCUAUAGCUCAGCGUAGCCCUUUCAUUAGCAUAAUGAGAUCGUAGUAUUUAGUAGUAUUUUGCUAGAGCUGCCUGCGUGCUCAUCGGAAACAGCAACAGAAAUCGUAAAAUGCAUUAGUCAAAAGCAGCCAUUGAUCUGCGUGUGAAAUUUACUGGGUGCCUAAUGGGAUCGCCGGUUUGGGAUGACUUAGAGCAGUUUUUUAUAUAUACAAUAAUUUCUUGAUGCUUGACUCCUGACGUGGUCCCUCCCCCUGAGUCUGUGGGGAAGGAGGACUUCUCCUCUUACUCAAUGCCUGCUUUCGGGAUCAGUCUGACCCUCAACGUGCAACUUUCACAAGUGAACAGGUCCCCUGGUGCUAUAACAAUGAACCCAUUGCUGCUCUUUGCCUUCAUUUCCCUGGGCCUGGCCGAAAGCGUCGACCACACAAACAGCGACAGUGAGCAGUACAAGACCAUCUACGUCUCAGAAAAUGGGCCUCGUCUGUCCGUAGUGACGGAGCAGGCCAAAGUGGUCUCCCGCCGCGGCAGCAACGCCACGCUGCCGUGCAAAUUCAUCCGAGACCCUGGCCUGCCCCCCAACCCCAAGCUGCGGAUUAAGUGGACUAAGCUGACCUCGGACUACCUGAAAGAGAUUGACGUCUUUGUGGUCAUGGGCUACCACAAGAAAAGCUACGGGAGCUUCCACGGCCGCGUCCACCUGCAGGGGGCAGGAGAGGGCGACGCCUCGCUGGUCAUCACCGAAAUCACGCUGGAGGACUACGGAAAAUACAAGUGCGAAGUCAUCGAUGGACUGGAAGACAAUACCGGAGUCGUGACACUGGAUUUGCAAGGGAUUGUUUUCCCUUUCUUUCCACGCUUCGGCCGCUACAAUCUGAACUUCCACGACGCCGAGAGAGCCUGCCAAGAGCAGGAUGCUGCGGUGGCCUCUUUCGAUCAGCUAUAUGAUGCCUGGAGAGGGGGUCUGGAUUGGUGCAACGCGGGCUGGCUAAACGACGGUUCUGUGCAGUACCCCAUCACCCAGCCCCGGGAGCCCUGUGGAGGCAAAAACACCGUCCCGGGAGUGCGCAACUACGGCCUGCGGGACAAGGAGAAAAGUCACUAUGAUGUCUUCUGCUUCACGUCCAAUUUCAAAGGGCGCUUCUAUUACUUGAUACACCCCACCAAGCUGACAUACAGCGAGGCUGUGCAGGCGUGCCAGAGGGACGGCGCCGAGAUCGCCAAGGUGGGACAGAUGUACUCGGCAUGGAAGCUGCUGGGCUACGACCGCUGCGACGCAGGCUGGCUGGCUGAUGGGAGUGUGCGCUAUCCCAUCUCUCGCCCCCGGAGGCGCUGCAGUCCCACAGAGGCAGCGGUGCGCUUUGUCGGCUUCCCUGACAAGAAGCAGAAGCUGUAUGGCGUCUACUGCUUCAAGGCAUCCGACUGAGUGGAGAGAACACACACACACACACACACACACACACACAUACACACAAUCGACAACGGUUUUCACCUUACUAAAAUAAAAAAGACAAAAACAAAUACGUGGGAGUUACUCUUAAGUAGUACAAACGCAUUCAAACUGUGAUUUUUUUUUUAUUGUGCUAGACAAAAAAUAUUACAAAAGGAUCACUUUCAUACAAUAACAAACAUUUUUUGUAAGUUGAAACAAAUGUUAUCUCAUUGUUAAUCAUUCACAAAUAUUUUAAAUGUAAUUUUAUGUGGGAGUCUAUAAAAUAGCUUGUUAGCAGAGGUGGGUGGGCAAAAGGGAAAAUUAUUGCCACUCAUUGCUAUUACAAUACUUUACCGUUAAUUGGUGUGGCAUGCAAUAGCUUGAAAAGAUUGUUGGGACUGAUAUAAAAAAACAGUAAAGCUUCUCAAAGUCUGAACUGAUACUUUUAGUGUAGUCUUUUGUUUUGGAAAAGAAAAGCUAGAAAUGGUAAAUAAAAUGCCCAAUAUUGACUCUUUUUGCACAAAUAUAUACUAUGGCGCCAUGCGAUGGGUUGGCGCCCCAUCCGGGUUGUUCCCUGCCUCGCGCCCAUAGCUUCCGGGAUCGGCUCCGGACCCCCCGCCACCCUGAAUAUGACAAGCUUUUACAAAAAAAUCAAUGGAUGGAUGAAUAGAUGGAUGUAAACUACGGGGCCUGAUUAAGGAUGAGUCAUCAGAUUGAAUGUGCAGUUAUUCCAGAGUGCAACGUUAAUUUUUACUGUAAGGUGUUUGGACUUGUUUGUAAACCGAGUACAAUAAAUACCAGACACAUUUGCUCUCUUCAACCCAUCAUCUUUGCAGGGUGCUAUAUGGUAUAAUGUACUUUUAUCGUAUAUUUGAGUAUUUUGUCAGAAAUAUGGAAUUAUGUAUGUGGACCAAACUGCCAUUUUUCUUUUACAAUAACCUUUGGGUGAUCAUACAACAAGCCAUAAACAAUGUUGAUUAGCUAUGUGCAUUUUUUAAAUAGGAUAACACAAUACUACCAUAUUUCUUAUAUGUUUUAAGUAGUUAAACUAUUAGAUACAUGCAGUUCGUAAGUUCUUACUUUCCUCAAAUUAUAUAUAUUUUUUAAGUUUUUGCAGGACUGUUUGACUCCCAGUAUAGUUAAGAUGCACUAAAUGGUCGCUAGAACAGAAAUAAAGAAGGAUUUCUACUUAGCAUUCAAUAGCCAUGUUCAUUUGCUCCAAAACCAGAGUACUUGUUGACCAAAGUUGCCCUGCCAGUCAGAACUUUGCGUCCAACGUGCAAACACAUAAAAACGCCUGCCUCUAACUCUAGACCUCUGCACAGUGCUGUAUUGACAAGCAACCUACUGCUAACGAGUGAUCUUACACGACCCAAUGACUGCCAAAUGCGACCGCGGCCUUUUCGUGCUAGCAGGGAAACUGGCACAGGAACACACAGGGGUGGGCUUUUCCAUUUCACUCGAGGUCAGAUGAAUUCAUCUGAAGAGCAAAUAUCCAGAACUCACUCCAUGUUUUAAUGUUCUUGAGAUGAGACCACCAAUGACCUACAGAAAGCUUCCUUGUUACAGUACUGGGAAACAAAACUUACUCAGUCCUCACGUAAUCCAACAAGGAACCUUUGCUAAAUUACCAAAAAUCACAAUUCAGACAAAGGACUGAGUUUUUGAAAUUUGCUCUUCAUUUGAGGGAUUUCAAAUUUUUAGUGUUCAGACCCUAAACAACAGGAGUACUGCAGGGAACAGUUCAAGGGCCAGUUUAGCAUUCCUCUCAGCUGUUUUGUGAACGGUCAUUCAUCAGCUUUAACAGUAACGAAAAAGACAAUGAGAAUAUAUGUAGCAAAGCAUUCCUCCUUUAUUUCUGUACACAAAAACAGGGGAGCACAUGCCCCCUUAAAAGUAUCAAGUUAACUCUGAGUAGCUUUCUUGUGAUAUAUAGCUAUAUACUUUUAAUUUCUAUGAAGGGAGUAACAAUUAUAAUGCAAAAUUCUUACAAAUUGUAAAUUAACUCAGGGCAGUUACCACAACCAACUGCUUGGCAGAGA